This is a messenger RNA of Vidua macroura (Pin-tailed whydah), 437 nucleotides long. Its product is annotated as serine/threonine-protein kinase PAK 1-like. The transcript has 3 exons. Bases 99 to 437 code for a protein of 112 amino acids. The record is from RefSeq and is a predicted model, not a curated record. Lineage: Eukaryota; Metazoa; Chordata; Aves; Passeriformes; Viduidae. Gene Ontology annotation, molecular function: protein serine/threonine kinase activity; ATP binding. Gene Ontology annotation, cellular component: cytoplasm. Gene Ontology annotation, biological process: protein phosphorylation; intracellular signal transduction; regulation of MAPK cascade.
CAUGGUUUGUUUUUUUCUCCACAGCUGACUCUGGCCUCUUUGCUCAGCUCACCCCUGAGCAGAGUCGACGGAGCUCAGUGGCCAGCACUUCUGGGUGGAUGGCGCCUGAAGUGGUGACAGGUCAACCAUGUGGCCCCAAAGUGGACAUAUGGUCUUUUGGAAUCGUGGGCAUCGAAAUGGUGGAACGAGAAGUUCCUUACUGGAAUGAAACUCCUGUUUCGCCUCAACUCCUGAUAGACAUACGAGGGACACCAAAGCUGCAGCAGCCCAACCGAUUCUCGCCUUGCCUGCGUGACUUCCUGAGCUGCUGCCUGCUGAGAAACGAGGCACAGCGCUGGUCAGCCAAGGAGCUCCUGCAGGCAUGGGGCACCUACAAGCUCUUGGGACAACCUGUGCCGGUGUUGCACCAUGCUCUGAGUAAACAAGUUCUUCCUUAG